CUCUGGUUGAUGGUUCCAGUUUCAGUUUAAGCGAGAAGGAAGCGGGCGGGCGACAGAAGAGAGAGGAAACCGAGCAAGGGUGAGGAGAAUCCGUCGCCCAAGAUCUGAAAUCCUAUUUCUUCACAUUUAGAGGAAUUGUAAAUCAUGAUGUCAGAAAUGGGCGAGCACUUUGAUCAGGUCAAUGAGAUGAUCCAUGAGUACAAGGGUUCAUCAUCAUCUUCAGAUUCGGACAACGACAAGCCUUCCUCUCAUAGUUCAAAGAAGAAGCAUUUAUUUGGGAGGAAGGAACCAGUUCAUGCCUUCCUUGGAGGAGGAAAGUCUGCCGAUAUAUUUCUAUGGAGAAACAAACAAUUAUCUGGAAGCAUAAUUGCAGGAAUUACUGUCAUAUGGCUUCUUUUUGAAUGGAUUGGAUAUCAUCUAUUGACUUUUAUCUGUCAUUCUCUUAUACUUACAUUGGCUACUUGUUUCCUUUGGUCUAAUUCUGCAUCUUUUAUCAAUAGAUCUCCACCAAAAUUUCCUGAAAUUGCGAUACCUGAGGACAUAUUCUUAAGGAUAGUUUGUGCAGUAAGGCAUGAAAUAAAUGAAGCAUUUGCAACUUUUCGAUAUGUUGCCUCUGGGAAGGACUUAAAGAAUUUUUUGAAGGUGAUUGGGGGUUUGUGGAUCCUUUCGAUAGUAGGCAACUGGUUCAGUUUCUUGACCCUUCUAUACAUCGUCGUUAUAUUUGCGUAUACCGCACCGGUCCUGUACGAGAAAUAUGAAGAUCAUGUCGACACAGCUGCAGAGAAGGCAAUGGUUGAAAUUAAGAAGCAAUAUGCCAUCCUCGACACAAAGGUUCUUCAGAAAAUUCCAGGGGCUCCCUUUUCCAUCAAAAAGCAAGACUGAAUCAUUCUCUUCUACAAUGUUUGAGCAACAAUUAAUCUCUGGAACAAAUCUGUAGAUCGCAAUAAUAGAUUACUUUUUGGUCGGGCUAUUUUUACAUAGUUAGUGGAUGCUUGACCUCAAGCCAUCCAUUCUUGCAAUUUUCAAGUGUAUUUUAUGUUUC
Zingiber officinale is the source of this 1042-nucleotide messenger RNA. RefSeq names its product reticulon-like protein B1. The record is from RefSeq and is a predicted model, not a curated record. Bases 145 to 882 code for a protein of 245 amino acids. The transcript is spliced from 6 exons. Lineage: Eukaryota; Viridiplantae; Streptophyta; Magnoliopsida; Zingiberales; Zingiberaceae.